AUGGCUCCGGCCAGGUAUCGAAGACGGGACCGCCGCCUGAUCACAAGGUUGAUGCUCAACUGUUGUGACCACGAUGCUAAGCACAUGACCCCGGCCCUUGCACUAGGGUUAAAACGGCAUGCGAAUGAAAAGAAAAGCCCAGGAGACAGUGAAGCUGGUUCCAGAAAGCGCAAACUCGAGAAUAGAAACGACAAGCUUGCUUCGAACAUGGAAGAAAAUCAACGAGGACAGAGUGGACUUGGAGCAGACAAGCAGGAGGGUCAUGACGCCAAAGUCGAUGGAACUGGAACAGGACAGGGUCACAGGAAACAUAAAGCUGUGGUAACUGGAGAUGGAGUUAAAAUUGAUUUGGAGACUGUUAAUAGAGCCUUUCUUGAAUUAGCAGAGAAAGGUCGUCCAGAUACUGUCAAGAUAUUGAUAGAUGCUGGGGCUGAUGUUAAUGCCAAGGACAUUAACAAUGAUAUACUCUUGCUUGCAUCAGCAUCUGGAGGUCAUUCUGAUACUGUAAAGAUAUUGAUAGAUGCUGGGGCUGAUGUUGAUGCCAAGGACAUUAACAAUGUCACACCCUUGCUUGCAUCAGCAUCGGGAGGUCAUUCUGAUACUGUCAAGAUAUUGAUAGAUGCUGGGGCAGAUGUUAAUGCCAAGACCACUAACAAUGACACACCCUUGCAUUAUUCAGCAUCGGUAGGUCAUUCUGAUACUGUCAAGAUAUUGAUAGAUGCUGGGGCUGAUGUUAAUGCCAAGAACACUUACAAUGACACACCCUUGCUUGUAUCAGCACGGGGAGGUCAUUCUGAUACUGUCAAGAUAUUGAUAGAUGCUGGGGCUGAUGUUGAUGCAAAGGGCACUAACAAUGUCACACCCUUGCUUGCAUCAGCAUUGGGAGGUCAUUCUGAUACUGUCAAGAUAUUGAUAGAUGCUGGGGCUGAUGUUGAUGCAAAGGGCACUAACAAUGUCACACCCUUGCUUGCAUCAGCAUUGGGAGGUCAUUCUGAUACUGGCAAGAUAUUGAUAGAUGCUGGGGCUGAUGUUGAUGCCAAGAACACUGACAAUGACACACCCUUGCUUGUAUCAGCACGGGGAGGUCAUUCUGAUACUGUCAAGAUAUUGAUAGAUGCUGGGGCUGAUGUUGAUGCCAAGAACACUGACAAUGUCACACCCUUGCUUGCAUCAGCACAGGGAGGUCAUUCUGAUACUGUCAAGAUAUUGAUAGAUGCUAGGGCUGAUGUUAAUGCCAAGAAACCUUACAGAGACACACCCUUGCAUAAAUCAGCACGGGAAGGUCAUUCUGAUACUGUCAAGAUAUUGAUAGAUGCUGGGGCUGAUGUUGAUGCAAAGGGCACUAACAAUGACACACCCUUGCUUGCAUCAGCAUUGGGAGGUCAUUCUGAUAAUGUCAAGAUAUUGAUAGAUGCUGGGGCUGAUGUUAAUGCAAAGAACACUGACAAUGACACACCCUUGCUUGCAUCAGCACGGGGAGGUCAUUCUGAUACUGUCAAGAUAUUGAUAGAUGCUGGGACUGAUGUUAAUGCAAAGAACACUGACAAUGACACACCCUUGCUUGCAUCAGCACGGGGAGGUCAUUCUGAUACUGUCAAGAUAUUGAUAGAUGCUGGGGCUGAUGUUGAUGCAAAGGGCACUAACAAUGUCACACCCUUGCUUGCAUCAGCAUUGUUAGGUCAUUCUGAUACUGGCAAGAUAUUGAUAGAUGCUGGGGCUGAUGUUGAUGCAAAGGGCACUAACAAUGUCACUGCCUUGCUUGCAUCAGCAUUGGGAGGUCAUUCUGAUACUGUCAAGAUAUUGAUAGAUGCUGGGGCUGAUGUUAAUGCCAAGGGCACUUAUAAUGUCACACCCUUGUUUGCAUCAGCACGGAGAGGUCAUUCUGAUACUGUCAAGAUAUUGAUAGAUGCUGGGGCUGAUGUUGAUGCCAAGGACACUGACAAUGACACACCCUUGCUUGCAUCAGCAUCGGGAGGUUAUUCUGAUACUGCCAAGAUAUUGAUAGAUGCUGGGGCUGAUGUUGAUGCCAAGGACACUAACAAUGUCACACCCUUGCUUGCAUCAGCAUGGGGAGGUCAUUCUGAUACUGUCAAGAUAUUGAUAGAUGCUGGGGCUGAUGUUAAUGCCAAGGACUCUUACAAUGACACACCCUUGCUUGCAUCAGCAUGGGGAGGUCAUUCUGAUACUGUCAAGAUAUUGAUAGAUGCUGGGGCUGAUGUUAAUGACAAGGACUCUGACAAAGACACACCCUUGCUUGCAUCAGCAUGGGGAGGUCAUUCUGAUACUGAGGAAACUGACAAUACAACCUACAGAUAUAUUGAGAGUUUUGAACCGAAACCUUGA
Lineus longissimus is the source of this 2343-nucleotide messenger RNA. Its product is annotated as ankyrin repeat domain-containing protein 17-like. Gene Ontology annotation, molecular function: protein binding. Lineage: Eukaryota; Metazoa; Nemertea; Pilidiophora; Heteronemertea; Lineidae. The record is from RefSeq and is a predicted model, not a curated record. The transcript is spliced from 4 exons. The coding region runs from base 1 to 2343 and encodes 780 amino acids.